Messenger RNA from Paramecium tetraurelia, 210 nucleotides. RefSeq lists its product as uncharacterized. NCBI's taxonomy places the organism in Eukaryota, Ciliophora, Oligohymenophorea, Peniculida, Parameciidae. The record is from RefSeq and is a predicted model, not a curated record. The transcript has a single exon.
AUGAACUCAUAAUUACAGUUAAACAAACCAUUCAAACCCUUAGGAGAUAUUGAGGAUGUUCAAAUCAGAGAUUUCUCAGUGUAGUUUAAAUCACAGAAUUCAGUGUGCAAAUUCAAAAGAACUUAAAGAGUGGACUUUAUAUCAACAUUUUACACUGGCAACGUACCAUCGUCAUCCAAAACACCUGUAAAAGGAAUACUCAAAUAAUGA